UUCAAAACGUAAUCAUAUUUUUAUUUAUUUUUGAAACACGAAAGCAAAAGCAAUAAAAAUUUAUUUUUUUACAAAUUCUACGCAACGACAAACAUAUUUCUACAACUUUUUUAUAUUAUUUCCUUACGGAGAAUUGUAUGCAUAUAAUUUUCAUAAAACUCAUUAAAUAUGACUUCGAUGUUACCAACCGCACGUUAUCGACCGGAGGUGCGCAUUGGAAAUUGGUUUGAGGACAUCUGUUUGGAGCAGGAAAAGGUGCAGACUUUCAAGAACCUACGCGAUAAUGGCCAACUGCUUGUGGAGAAGACACGUCGACUCUUCGACAACUUUCACAAAGCCAUCGAAUUGGAGGCGCCCAAAGAGAAUGUCUACUUCGGCGCCAUAGUUCAAUUGAUGCCGAUGAAAAUGAAUAUUUGUGAAGAGCGCGUCAAAGCACAACCCGCACUGUCGGUCAUCAUUAACGAACGCGUCGUACGGCACAGCCAAAAUAUCAAUGAAGAGUGUGAAAUAACAAUCGCGCCCUCGGUAACACCCUGUGUGCGUAAUUCGUUUCGUAUUGUCAGUGGUGAUGAGAAGGAUCGCACCAAUGAGGUGAUCAAGUAUGGGCAACAUUUUCGUUUGGAAUGUGUGGAGAGUCAAGAUGAUGUUCUACUGCUGUAUAGUGCAGCGAAAUCGUUGAAUUUGAAAAGUGUAAUCUAUACGACUUUCGAUUCGAGGAAAUGGGGUGAAAUCAAUUUGCCUUUGGGGUUAUGUAGGAAAAGUAACUGUGGUUUCGGCAAGGAAAUACCAUCGGCGUGUACAAAAUGGUUCUGCACACAUAUUGAGCCGAAGAAACGCUUCGAAACUUAUGGAACGCCAGUACCGAGCAAUUCGGCGUUGGUCAUCACGCAUGUUCCAACAAACAAGAAUCUUGCGGCGGAAAACGUGGUCGUACAAACACUCUUCGGACCGGAGUUUCUCGUUUCCGUGCAGAAUUAUAAGGACAUAUACAGGCGCGAACGUUGGCAAAAUAUUUGGAUGAUAUGCAAUGGCCAGAGUGAGGGGAAGCAAUAGGUAUUUCGCAGCUAACGGAUCAAUGAACGAACUCUGCGAAAAAUUCUUUUUGUUUAGUAAAAUGUAAGAGAAGAAUUUAAAACGAGAUUUCAAAAUUAAACAAAUUUAUAUAAAAGUCAAAUUAAAAUGAAAGAAAAACCCUAAGCAAAUUUGCAAAUCGGACGGCUGAGAGACGGUUUUUGUUUUUGCGAAAUGCCCAAUGUACUGUAGCUCCACUGGUUGAAGGCCUUUAAGCAAGAUAACGGUCUCGCGCAACAUGACUUCCAGACAGCCACAAUACAAAUGGCAAACAUUUGCACAGUGACAAAUUAAAGUCAACGCCUUCACAGCUAACCCGCUGGUCAAUGGUAUGUGGGAGGUCCUACAAACAUUGAUAGAAGAUAUCAAGCGCUUCGAAUCUCAAACGGCUUAGCGAAGUUCUUGGUAGCCAGUCGUUGACCCUGCACUUGUUGUGCGCAAAAUUUAUGUACACAGCGGGGUGCUAACU
Molecule: messenger RNA, 1540 nt
Organism: Anastrepha obliqua
Lineage: Eukaryota; Metazoa; Arthropoda; Insecta; Diptera; Tephritidae
Product: cilia- and flagella-associated protein 161
Exons: 5
Coding region: 169-1053 (294 amino acids)
Biological process (GO): cilium assembly
Cellular component (GO): motile cilium
Source: RefSeq, a predicted model, not a curated record